AUGGGCUCCACUACCAACAUAGUCCCAAGAGCUUGCCGGAACUGCCGGAUCCGCAAGAUACGCUGCAGUCGAGAGAUCCCUUGUACCAAUUGCAUCACAUCAAAGAUCACCUGCCAAGAAAGUACCAAAGAUGUUACUCGCCGUUCGACACACGCAAGAUCGGUGCCGGAAAGAGACCAAGACAGCAUUGAAUCACUGCGCAAAAGAGUGACUGCUCUCGAGCAACAGCUCAACAGUUUAUCAUCAGAUCGUAACACUCAGGUCUCUGAAGCCGCCACCACAUCAACUGUACUCUCACCGACAUUGGCCCAGUUAACACCACAACCCAGCCCGUGCCAUAUAGACCUAGCAUCGCUUGAGGGAGACUCUUCAUUUAGAAAGCAAGCUCUUCUUGCAACUGAUAUCACCGAGUUUGGGUCACUGGCUGGUAUUGGGUCACCCCAGGUCGUUGACAAAAUCUCUGGUCUACGCAAGCUCCUCGAACGCAAGGCGUCCGACGGAGAUACACCUCAGUGCCGAGAAUGGAAGCCAUCUACAAGCAUAACAUUGCAGGGAAACUUGCCUCCAGCUGAUUUCGUCAUUCGCUUGUUGCGCGCAGUGCAAGUACAAGCUGUCACAGUUGGAGAACUAACCCUGUUGAACGCUAUGCUCGCCGUGAUUUUAUGCACCCUUGAGUGUUUCCCGCGGCCAGAAUUUUCUGAAGAAGAAGUUGCAAAAUACCUGGUUGUUUGCAAGGAGAACCAGCUCACGGGAAUAGAAACAUAUGAGGUUAACAUGGUCUCGACCUUUGAGCAUUGUCUAGUGCUGUGCAUGGCGGCCCAAAAGGCCCAAACUGAAGGGGACAUUGCACUUCAGUGGCGCUUGUCCUCGACUGCUGCACGGCAUUGCCUCGUCCUUGGCUACCACAGGGAGCAUGUAGUAGCAGCAAUGCCUCCAGAUGAAGCAGACAGAGUUCGUCGGCUCUUCUGGAGCAUCUAUUUCUCAGACAAGAGUACUGUUCUCAGUCUAGGGAGAACUUCAACUAUCCAAGACCUGGAUGUCGAUCUCGACCCAUAUGCUAUCUCUUCUGACCCUGGACGAGAGUCAUGGGACACUUCAUUGUGGAUGUUUAUCGAUUACGCGAGGAUCCAGGCAAGCAUAUACGAGAACCUCUACUCCCCAGCCUCGCGCAGACGCAGCACCGCAGACAGACAAAUCAUCGUGGAUGAAACAACUAAGCAGCUCUCUAAUUGGCAUGAGUCAUGGAAUCAACUGGACACUUCGAAAGCAUACAACAAGAAGCUCUUUGACAACACGUUUGGGCCAGUCGAUGUUUCUUACUACUCUACUCUGACGCUUGUCCACCAUGCUCCCGACCUCUCGACCUCGGUCAGAAUUAUAUCUGAUCCUUGCCUUGAAGCAGCCAAAAGCGGCCUGCAGUCACACGUGUCGGUGCAUGCCCAAUAUUCCCUAUUGGAGCCCCAAUCGUUGGCAUUCUUUGCGGUGUGGGUUCAUGUUUACUGUCCCCUUACUCCUUUCGUCGUAAUAUUCCUGCACUGCAUCACAAAUUCCGACACCGGCGACCUUGACUUGCUCAAGGGAUCACUAGACGUCAUGGCCCAGACGAGCAGUCUAGCCAGGUCGUGUGAAAGACCAUAUGAGUUUUGCAAAUACCUCUACAGCAUAGCAGAGGCACAUAUCUCAGCUUGUACAGAGAAUGGAGGCGAAGCCGAUGAGAAGGUGGACUUGGGUUUGGCUUCCCUACAACACCCUCCGAGUGAGAACUGGCCUUUCCCAGAUCUGAAUCUUCAGCUCAUCUCGUCGGCUUUCCCAUCGAGUGAUUGGUGGGCGCCUCAUACGAGCUGA
This is a messenger RNA of Fusarium keratoplasticum, 1845 nucleotides long. RefSeq names its product Zn(2)-C6 fungal-type domain-containing protein. The record is from RefSeq and is a predicted model, not a curated record. Lineage: Eukaryota; Fungi; Ascomycota; Sordariomycetes; Hypocreales; Nectriaceae. Gene Ontology annotation, molecular function: DNA binding; DNA-binding transcription factor activity, RNA polymerase II-specific; zinc ion binding. The coding region runs from base 1 to 1845 and encodes 614 amino acids. The transcript has 7 exons. Gene Ontology annotation, biological process: DNA-templated transcription; regulation of DNA-templated transcription.